This is a messenger RNA of Arctia plantaginis, 1461 nucleotides long. The record is from the annotation of a GenBank genome assembly. NCBI's taxonomy places the organism in Eukaryota, Metazoa, Arthropoda, Insecta, Lepidoptera, Erebidae.
AUGGCUGAUAGAAAUUACGAAUACGAUCCGGUCGAGACCGGAGUGGUUUCAGUCAACCAGCAACACUACAGAAUGGAGGAGGGACAAUUGUGGCGACAAUAUAUCAUCGCUGGCAUCGCGAACAUCGCGAUCCUUACCACCGGGUACUCCAUGGGAUGGACGUCACCCGUGAAUGUAAUAUUGGGCAACGUCACCACAUCGCCCUUAGAAGAUGUGGUGACAAUAGAUGAAGAGGCAUGGAUCGGCUCACUGCUCACGCUUGGUGCUAUAUUCGGUCCUUUCAUUGGUGGCUUCGCUGCAUCAUCGAUUGGCCGCAAGUGGGGUCUAAUGAGUUGUGCCAUACCCUUGUUCAUCGGAUGGAUUCUGAUAGUAACCACCUACAACGUCGCUAUGAUAUACGCAGGCAGAAUCUUUUGGGGAUUGGCUGUUGGCAUGCUGUUCACCAUUUCGCCUAUGUACUGCGCGGAAAUAGCUACGGAUGACUCUCGAGGUGCUUUGGGAUCAUUCUUACAAAUGUUCAUCACGUUCGGUUUCCUGUUGGUGUAUUCUAUUGGUCCAUUCAUCUCUUAUCACGCAAUUGCCUACGUGGGUAUAGCAAUCGUGGCGGCCUUCUGCAUCGGUUUCUUCUUUAUGCCGGAGUCACCUAUUUACUACUUGACCAAAGAUAACAGGGAAGCUGCAACGGAGUGUCUCGCCAAAAUUCGUGGUCGUUCUUACGAAGCCGUAAAAAGUGAGAUUGACAAGAUGGAGGGAGAAGUCCAAGCAUCUUUGGCUAGAACUGCCACGAUCGCCGAUGUGUUCCGUGGAAGUAAUUUCAAAGCGUUCUACAUCUCGUCAGCGUUGGUGUUCUUCCAGCAGUUCAGCGGGAUCAACGCUGUGCUCUUCUAUAUGAGCACCAUCUUCUCAGCAGCUGGCGCCAGCCUCGAUGCUUCCAUUGCGACUAUUAUUAUUGGAGCUGUACAGGUGGUUGCAUCCUGCAUCACCCCCUUAGUGGUGGACAGACUCGGUCGUCGGAUCCUGCUGCUCAUUUCAAGUUGUGGCACAAGUGUUGGUCUAGGUCUUUUAGGAAUGUACUUUAUACUUUCUGACAAUAAAAAUCCGGUUGUGGAGAGUAUAGGUUUCCUGCCGAUCCUGGCUCUAGUCGUGUUCAUAGUGACGUACUGCUGGGGCCUGGGACCUCUGCCCUGGGCCGUCAUGUCCGAACUCUUCCCAAUCGAAGUCAAGGCCAUCGCCGCUCCCAUCGCUACGGCUUUCUGUUGGACUUUGUCUUUCUUAAUCACGAGAUUCUUUACAUCAGUCGCAAAUGCAAUAGGCAUGGGUCCGACAUUCCUAAUUUUUGGAGUAUUCUGCGUGUGCGCAUUCUUCUUCACACUCUUUUUGGUGCCCGAGACGAAAGGGAAGAGUUUCCAAGAGAUCCAGGACAUGCUGGCUGGCAAGUCCUCCAAAUCUCAGAAAAUGUAA